CCAAGCCAAUCUGGCUAUCUCCUCUCAUCAAGUCUGCUCCUCUACAAUGACCGACAUGUUGCUUUCCCAUGAGGAGGAAUAAAACCUAAUCAAGCUCUCCCCGCCAAAAAAAACGUCUGGAUUACAGGAUAUUACACUAUACAAAGUUUUUGACUGAAACGGAUAUCACACCUAUCAAAGCUUGUUGGAUACCCCGGUACCACCUGGAAUUCGCGGCCACGUAAAUUCGGACUGAAGUUUUUCUAGUGUAGACGUGUUAACCGACCAUAAACUAAAACAGAUUGAAACGGAUAUUUGGUUUGACGUGGAAAAUCAGACAUAUAUUUCAGCAAAAACAUAAGAUAAAUAAAUAAAAAUGAUUGAUGUUCCUAAAACAAAGGGUCUUUAGCCUAGUCUUCGAGGAAAAGGUGCUUUCACCGAAUAAAUCUUCGGCCCAGGACCUUCAAGUGGAUCUGUGAAUAGCCAGAAUGAAAUGGGAGAAGUUUAAGCCUCCAGAGCCAGAUGAUGCCAUGUGCUGUUUUGAAUGUGAUUUGGACCCACAUGGAUGCUGCUGUGACUGUGAUGAUCUGGAUGAAGCUUGCAGCAGGUGGCUGAAGGGUGAGCCUCAGAAACCUGACUGUGCGUUGCCUGUGUUUGGUGCAGUGAUGGACCGGCUGAGGUUGAGACUGUUAUCAGGGGACAGGCGGGUGGAGAUCUCCAUGGUCCCAGCUUUAGUGCUGCUUCCCAUGCUACUGCGGCUGGCAGCCCUGCACUUCCUGCUGGGCCUGGUCAUUCUGACAGCCCUGCCUGGCCUGGUGCUGUGGUACUACUACGCCACACACCGGAAGAAGGGCCGCACCCUCUUCUUCCUCAGCCUAGCGCUCUUCUCCCUAGCCUACAUGUACUUCCUCUUCAUCACAGAGAUCCUACCUCGUGGGGACGUAAGUCACCUGCAGCUGGUGACCGUGACAACGGGUGUGGUUCUUACUCUUAUCUCUCUCGUGCGCACAAAGAGGGGGCCAGGCUUCGUGCAGCCUUCCCUGGCUGACACGCACAGCACCAGCACCAAUCAUUACCAACUGUCUGACAAAAACUCUGCCUCUCAGAAUGGAGUGGACCAGUCAGUGUUGCCAGCCCCUCCAGCCAGACCAGUGGAACAGCAGACACAGUCGCUGACAGUGAAGGGGGGCAGGUGUCCUCUGUGCAAAGUGGUGCGUCCCCCUCGGGCGGGACAUUGCCGGAUCUGUGGAGGCUGUGUCCAGCGCCUGGACCACCACUGUAUCUGGAUUAACAGCUGUGUGGGCCAGGCUAAUCAUCGCAGCUUCCUGCUGACCCUGCUCCUCUUUCUGUUGACCUCUCUGUAUGGGGUCAGUCUGGUGCUGCGCAGUGUGUGUCCCCAACAGAACCUGCUUACCGCCCUACUCUACUGCCCUGGUGUCUACAGUCAGUACAGCUCAGCCCUGUGCUUCACCUGUGCCUGGUACAGCAGUAUUGUCACAGCAGGCCUGCUAAACCUGCUGGUGCUGCAACUUAUCAAUAUCAGCUACAAUGUGACAGAACGGGAGGCACAACUUGCACUGCGGAGGAAAAAUGGCCAGAGUCGUCCGUGUAGCCUUGUUGACGACACAGGGGUCUACUCACGUGGCUUCUGCCAGAACUGGGCUGAAUUCCUGGCAAUGGGAGAGCCUGUCGAUAGACCAUCCUCCGUCCUCACUGACUUGGUUUAGCCUUGGCUUAACACCAUGCCACUGCCUAAGCAGGUCAACAUUGCUGGGUUUCAACUGUGUGGCUUUAGGGACUGUGAGCUGCUCUGGAUCUCUAGGUAUUGCAACUCAGAGGUGUUCAUUUUUUAUUGUUAUAUACCUCUACAUUCCAAACACGCCAGGUAGAGAAAAUAACCAUGAUCCUCCAAGUUGUCAUGGAUCUGACACUCUUAAUAUUAGUAGUAAAUAUAUAAAGGGUUUCUCUAACUAAUAGGAUAAGUUUUAACCUCUUACAAAUAUCUGUUUGAUUUUGCUGUCUCUAUCUUUUCCAAAAUGAUGUAAAGAUUUGUAACCAUGGUAGACUAAAUAGCAAUAGAUUAAUAGAAAUACAUGAGUUAGAGAACAUGUUUAAGAAACUGUAGACUACUUAUUGACAGAAUGCACCUGACAAUAAGAUUACUUCAAAGGGAGGAAAGAUGUACAUGUUCUGCCAGACAUGACACACAUCCUCUCACCCACGCACUCUUUGUAGUUGAAGUGCUAUUAUUGUUAAGUUUUAAUAUACAGUACAUUACUUAUAUUUCAACUAUCCUUUUACUUGUAUUAGACUAAGACUCAUCUUCCUUUGUAUCUUGUUUGUUUGUUAUGUGAAUAAAGCAUAUCUUAUC
Messenger RNA from Salvelinus sp. IW2-2015, 2350 nucleotides. RefSeq names its product palmitoyltransferase ZDHHC23-A-like. Gene Ontology annotation, biological process: peptidyl-L-cysteine S-palmitoylation; protein targeting to membrane. Lineage: Eukaryota; Metazoa; Chordata; Actinopteri; Salmoniformes; Salmonidae. The record is from RefSeq and is a predicted model, not a curated record. Gene Ontology annotation, molecular function: protein-cysteine S-palmitoyltransferase activity. Gene Ontology annotation, cellular component: Golgi apparatus; endoplasmic reticulum.